AUGGAAGACUGUCCCGUAUUCAGAAACUCGAGCAACGACACCGACUUCCAACAUGUUCCACUUCGAAAUUACACUUAUAUCUUCAUUUGCAGUCCCAUCAUAACGUUCUGCGUCUUCAUGGUCGGUUAUAACCUAAUGAUCUUGAUGUCGCUUUACUGGAUCAAAAGGCCGAUAUCCACCACUCUCCACAUUUCGUUGAGCAUGGCAGGAUCGGACGUCUGGACCCUCAUCCUAGACAGCCUAGGACUCCUCUUCAACAGCCUCCUUCCGAUAGGCCUGGGGAUCGAGGAGCAAUACCUCAGCGACUGUUCUCUCCUAAUCCUCGAGGGGCUCAGAAUGGGCGGAAAACUAACAACAGUUGGUCACCUUCUAUUUUUAGCACUAAAUCACUAUUGUGGGAUUAGAAAACCACUACAAUACCAUCAGAGGUACCAUCCUAUCUGUUGUAAAUAUUACAGUAUUUGUAUAAUCUCAAUAGCGUUAUGGAUAGUCCCACCGGCCGGAAUAAUUGCAUAUUUUUCAUUAAUACCAGAUGAUGGUCUCAGUCACCAAGAUUGUACAUACAAGUUCUUAUUGAGAUCAGGCUUCAGGAGAGGAUUCUCUUUGAUAUUCUUCAGCUCAAUUAUUAUAAUGGCAAUGAUAUAUUAUCACAUAUACAGAAUUGUGAGACGGCACCAAGCAAAACGAGACAAAUUUCGAAGAGUAGGGUCACAUUACACCAGAAACCACCAGUCUUUGCAGGGCCUAGAACAACAACAACAACAGGAGAACAGAAGAGCCAUCAUCACCACCCUCCUCAUCGUUGGCUCGACGGUGGUAGGUUGGCUGCCGGCAUCACUGUCUUUCGCUCUUGUGUGUGAGUGCGAUUGCGUUUUCAAGAAUUUCGGUUCUGAAACUAUAAGCACAGCUGUAGGAGCUGUCUGCAAUACUCUCCUAAUACUGAAGACAGCCUUUAACUCCUACAUUUACACUGCAAGGAUGCAGGAAAUCAAGCAUGCAUUAAAGAAAAUGAGGAACAGUUUGAAAAACAAAUGUUGUCGAGAUGGCAGCAAUGAGUUCAAUGGGUUAUCAGAAAUACAAAGUCGAGGAUUCUUACCAAGACAUGGAGAAAACUGUACUCAACUAUAA
Messenger RNA from Nezara viridula (southern green stink bug), 1128 nucleotides. The record is from the annotation of a GenBank genome assembly. NCBI's taxonomy places the organism in Eukaryota, Metazoa, Arthropoda, Insecta, Hemiptera, Pentatomidae.